GGGAAAUUUCUUCACAGCUUCACGUGCACGUCUCUGCCAUCUUGGACUAGUAGACUUCGCGGGUGCAAAUACUAAUAAUAUGUUGGGUGAUGUCGUCCUUGAAACACACAAAUGCAUUAGUAAUGAAGAAAUAAGGCAACAAGAAUCAAGAAUCUAAAAGAAUGCCUAAAAGAGGAAGAGAGCGGUGGAAGGAUCCAGCUUAUACGUGCAGAGACUGUGAGAAGUACUACGAGUCCUUUCCAAAAGAGGAGAGGGAAAAACGWAUCCAAAAUUCCUGUCGACAUAGGAGCGAAGCACCUCCGCCUCCAAAAACACCACCUCACUUGUGGGAGGUAGACUUUCCAACCACGCCAGAGUACAUGGCCGCUGGUUGGUUGAGAGAUGGCGAUGCAACUGGGCAUGAAAGCCAAAGACCAAAGACAGAGUAUGGUCGAAGAAAGUACCGCAGGUACUUUGCCAAGAAGAAGCUAGACACUGAGCUGGAAGCAAAGCAAGAUACAGUCCAAACAGAAGAUGAAAAACAGAAAACCGACAAGAAUUGAUUUACUUUUUUAUUUCUUUUUUGUAUGGUUGAAGUAUUUUUUUAAUUAAAGCUGUCAUAUAAAGAUCACAAGCGAAGUGUAAAUAUUUUUGGGACCUUUUGUAAGAAAAAAAUAGUAGCUGUUUCAUCUUCAAAAUUUCUUGAUUUCC
Molecule: messenger RNA, 690 nt
Organism: Exaiptasia diaphana
Lineage: Eukaryota; Metazoa; Cnidaria; Anthozoa; Actiniaria; Aiptasiidae
Product: DNA endonuclease RBBP8
Exons: 4
Coding region: 162-542 (126 amino acids)
Source: RefSeq, a predicted model, not a curated record